Messenger RNA from Cynoglossus semilaevis (tongue sole), 1417 nucleotides. It is a transcript of the gene sprn, whose product is annotated as shadow of prion protein. Gene Ontology annotation, cellular component: membrane. The transcript has 2 exons. Lineage: Eukaryota; Metazoa; Chordata; Actinopteri; Pleuronectiformes; Cynoglossidae. The record is from RefSeq and is a predicted model, not a curated record. The coding region runs from base 76 to 726 and encodes 216 amino acids.
AAAAUAAUAACAAGAAAAACAUCAAUAAUAAUAUUAUGCUAUAAAUACUUAUAGCGUUAUACAACAACAAUAAUAAUGUGCUAUAAAUACAUAAACCGUUGUUAUUUUGUCCGAAUCCCACGGCUGCGCGUUCUCGAUUCCGUUCACAUGAACGAGCCCUCAUCCAUCCUUCGUCUCAUCUGCCUAGUGUGUCCUCUUUUCCCCUCCUGUGUGAAAACACGAACAAGGAUAAAACCUCAGGUUAUAAAAGUGUCAGGAAUGAACCAGAUGGUUGCAACAUGCUGGACCUGCAUUCUGCUCUCUGCUCUCCUGUGUGAACCCAUACUGGCCAAAGGCGGUCGUGGAGGGUCCCGUGGCUCCUCCAGAGGAUCGCCGUCUCGCAGCACCACGUCAGGGAGUUACCGGGGCGGGGGUGCCUACGGUGGGACUCGUUCUCGCUUCAGAGUGGCGGGGCGAUCCUCUCCGGUGAAGGUGGCCAGUGCGGCAGCAGCAGGAGCAGCGGUGGCUCUGAGUGCAGAUAAAUGGUACGCCUCUGCCUACCGUCGCAGCAACACAGGAGGCUCAGAGGAAGAGUUGGAUUAUUACAACAGGACCAAUUACUUUGAUGCACAGAUGUCACACUCCGUUCAGAUACAACCCUUUUCGCAGCUGGUUGUUGUAAUCACGUCAACAUUUUUACCCAUAUAUGGACUCCUCCUCGACUUUAUACCAGAAAUGUUCAAGUGAUUUAUUUAAAAAAAGUCUCUCCUGGAUCUGACUGGACCUGCACAGGACACACCAGCAGGAGAAGUGAAAACUACCCCAGUGAUCAAGGACAUUUAACAAAAAUAUCACUGUACUGUAUGUUUUUACACGUGAAAUCAUUUGCACCAACAAUCACAUGUACAUUACCAGAUCACCUUUAUAGCAAUUUCAGUAUAAAUGAGCCUGGAGCCAAACUCAAGAAAAACCCAAUUUUCUUGCCAAUUUUUUUUACAUUACAUGUACUAAAAAAACAUAAGCCAGCAGUUUUUUAUAAAUAUCCAGGACUCACCCAUGUUUUCUUUAAAGAUUAGAAAAUAUGGUUCACCACAUCACACAUUUCGUCAUGGCAGCAAUUCAAUGCUAACAGGACCAUGGGGUAAAGCCAAAAUUCUUGUCCCAAGCAUCUCUCCACCUACUGUGUAAUUUAUAUCUUUGUAAUGAUACACGUGUUGAUGUUGCCAAUUAUUUUAGUCUGAAAAUGCUGUGUUCACUGUUCCACAGAACUGUAGAGGUUUUUACAGCCUCUCCAUCAUCCAAAAAAGCUCUUACCUGCAUAAACUCUCAGGAGCAAAAGACUGUUCCAUUUCUGUAAGUGCACUCUUAACUUAUGCUACUACUUAAUAAGAUUUGUUACCACUGUCUUUAUGAUAAUAAAUAAUUCAGUUUACACCAA